This is a messenger RNA of Geodia barretti, 453 nucleotides long. The record is from the annotation of a GenBank genome assembly. Lineage: Eukaryota; Metazoa; Porifera; Demospongiae; Tetractinellida; Geodiidae.
AUGGCAUACUCGGUUGACGGACACCGCCACUUACCAGAGAUCCAGCAGGAGUUGGACCUGCUCGACGCUGGUGACGGCCUCCGCAUCACUUUUUUGACCCAUCUCGUUCCGAUGACGCGCGGCAUCCUAGCAAGUUGCUACGCCCCUCUCAAAGAGGGAGCGAUCGCUUCAGGGGAAGGCGCCAAGAGCGAGAUCCGCGAAAUUUACGACAACUUUUACGCGAAUGAGACUUUUGCCAAGGUCGUGCCUGCGCCGCCGAUGACAAAGCACACGCUGGGGAACAACGACUGCGUAGUCUAUCCCACGGUCGACACGAGAACCAAUCGCCUCAUCGUGCUCAGUUGCAUCGACAAUCUCGUGAAGGGCGCUGCUGGUCAAGCAAUCCAAAACAUGAACCUGAUGUUUGGCCUGCCGGAAGAGGAAGGAAUUACCCAGUUGGCACUGUACCCAUAA